AUGCGGAGCCAAAGCGGCGCGCGCGCGCCGCGCGACGGCGUCGUGCUCGAGACAGGAGCGUCGCAUGUGCGCCUCGGCACGACAGAGAUGCACACCGAGGCAGUUCCCGUGCUGGCACGGCACCCCAAUGCGAUCGCGCGCACCCGCGCGGGCGUCCGGCGCCAGGUGCUGGUCGGCGACGAAAUCGAGCACGACUGUAUGGAUUAUGGCGGGCUGCAGCUCCGUCUGCCGAUCGACCGGGGUAUGGUCGUCGACUGGGCUGCGCAGAAAGCGGUGUGGGACCGCGCGCUGGCGCAGCGGUUCGGCGAGCAAGGCAAACCCUACGACUCGUUUGGCGCCUUGGAGGGGCGGACGGUCGUCGUGACCGAGCCCUAUUUUGCGCUUCCCGAGCAGCAGCGCGCGUUUGACAUGCUCAUGUUUGAGUGGUACCAGGCUGCUGCCAUCUGGCGCACAAUACCCGCGCAGCUCGUGCCGUUUGCCGACCCACGCCGGGCGGAGUGCGUCCUGGUCGUCGACUGCGGCCAGAGCUAUACGCACGCAGUGCCGCUCGUGCGCGACGAGGUGCAGUGGCGCGCGGUGAAGCGCCUCGAUAUCGGAGGCAAGGUGCUUACCAGCCUGCUCAAGAUUGCGUUUUCGUACAAGCAGUGGAAUAUGAUGGAGGAGACCUACCUCACCGACAAGAUGAAGGCGACGUCGUGCUUUGUCGCUGCGUGCGCCAACGACCGCGAGGACAGCGCUGCGUCAGACGCGCCGCACGACUGGAGCUUUGCGCGCUUCGUCGAGCACUUUCACGACGACGACGAAAACGACAUGGUACAGCACUAUGUCCUCCCUGACUAUGCGCGCCCAGAAGACGUAGCGGAUCCCGCGACCAAGUUUGGGUACAUCAUCGCAGGGCCGGGAAGCAAGCAUGCGCCAGCUGUGCACCUCCCGGAAGACGAGGCGAUCGACCAAUUUAUCGUUGGCACCGCCGAGAACGCGGUGCCGCCCAAGAACACCGAGCACCAGGUGCUGCGCCUCGCCCAGGAACGCUACCAGCUCAUGGAGAACCUGUUCGCGCCCCAGCGCAUCGGGCUCGAGCAAGGCUCGCUUGCAGAGCUGGUCGCAGCGGCGAUCCACGGUGUCCAGGACGAGUUCCAGGAUCUGCUCUGGGGCAACGUCGUGCUCGUUGGCGGCACGGCCGGCGCCAAGGGCCUGCGGCGACGACUUGCCUAUGAACUCCGUACACUCGCACCGACCGAUGUGCCGGUGGACGUGCGCCUCGCCGAUGACCCCGUAAUUGCCCCAACGCUCGGCGCCUUGGCGCUGCUUCAGGCGCCGCCGCAAUCGGGCCCGGGCCAGUUCCUCGCUUCGCACCUUGUUACGCGCGACGCAUGGCUCAAGCAUGGCGGCAGUGCUGUCGGCGCGGGCGAACGGGGCGGCACAGUUGUCGGCGAUGCCCGUUUUGGCGACUGGAACGCGGCGCCCGCCGCGCCAUAG
This is a messenger RNA of Malassezia japonica, 1479 nucleotides long. RefSeq names its product Actin- protein 6 (gene ARP6). NCBI's taxonomy places the organism in Eukaryota, Fungi, Basidiomycota, Malasseziomycetes, Malasseziales, Malasseziaceae. The record is from RefSeq and is a predicted model, not a curated record. Bases 1 to 1479 code for a protein of 492 amino acids. The transcript has 3 exons. Gene Ontology annotation, molecular function: nucleosome binding. Gene Ontology annotation, cellular component: Swr1 complex.